UUAGUAUCCUCGCGGACAAUCGUACUAUGGUUGUAGAGGAUUACGUAGAGCGAGUCCAGGCGUAUUUCCGCCCAGAGAAAGAUGGGAAGGUGGAAAGGGUUCUCCACUCCCUGACUCUCCUCGUAAAAGACAGCCUCCCAUUUGAUAUUGUCCUGGGAAUGGAUUGGGAAGAGGCAGCCGGGGCCACGCUCCAUCUGAAGGAGCACGAGUGUAGGCUCCCUAGUUCUUCAGGCGAGGCGAAGACUGCCCGCCUUUUCCAUGUGUCAGGAGUAGAGAAUUCCUUGGCGCAUUGCUGCCUUAGUGCCCCCUCGUUCGCCAGACUGGUGAAAAAGGAGAAGUUGGAGAAACAGGUUUUUGUUGCCUAUGUUAGGCCAGUGACUGAGCCUACGGAAGAAAAGCCGAUGGACCCUGCGAUUGCCAAGCCGCUGGAGGAAUUUAAAGAUUUGACUGAGCCGCCGACAGGCACAAUGCCGCGGCCCAUCCAGCACUGUAUCGAGAUAGAGCGUGGCAGUAGAACUCCUAAGGGUGCUGUGUAUAGGAUGUCCCCGCGGGAGUUAGAGGAGUUUCACAAGCAAUUGGACGAGCUCCUCGAGAAGGGUUGGAUUAGGCCCAGUUCAUUUCCCUUUGGAGCGCCUGUUCUCUUCGUUCCUAAGAAAGAGGGAGAGUUGAGAAUGUGCAUAGACUAUAGGGGUCUGAAUGCUAUUACCGUGAAGAAUGCUGAGCCACUGCCGAGGAUAGACGAUCUCUUAGAUCGAGUGCAGGGGGCCAAGUACUUCUCCAAGAUAGAUUUGAAGUCCGGAUAUCAUCAGAUAGAGGUGCAUCCUGAUGACCAGUAUAAGACAGCCUUCCRGACUCGAUAUGGGCACUACGAGUUCAUAGUGAUGCCCUUCGGACUAASCAAUGCGCCAGCUACGUUCCAGCGCUGUAUGAACGAUUUGUUCAGGCCUUGGUUAGAUAGAUUUGUUGUAGUUUACUUGGAUGACAUUUUAGUGUUUAGUAGGACCCUCGAAGAGCAUCAGGGUCAYCUCAGGCAGGUCUUGGAGAAGCUGAGGGAAGCUAACUUCAAGAUCAACGCAAAGAAGUGCGAUUGGGCAAAGACCCAAGUUUUGUACCUAGGCCACGUCUUAGACGGAGACGGCGUUAAGCCUGAAGAUAGUAAGAUCGCAGCGAUUAGAGAUUGGCCCACGCCGCGUACGCUGACAGAGUUGYGCUCGUUUCUGGGCUUAGCUAAUUACUAUAGAAAGUUYGUGAGGAACUUCUCUACCAUCGCUGCGCCCCUUCGCAGACUGUUGAGAAAGGAAACUAUCUGGAAGUGGGACAAGGACUGUACGUCUGCCAUGAAGAAGUUGAAGCAGGCAUUAAUAGAGUACCUAGUCCUUAAAGUCGCCGAUCCGUCCUUGCCUUUUGUCAUCACGACCGAUGCGAGUCAAUACGGCAUAGGUGCAGUGUUACAGCAAGACGAUGGCAAUGGGUAUAGACCCGUAGAGUUCAUGUCCGCCARGAUGCCUUCAGAGAAGGUCGCGACAUCUACCUAUGAGAGGGAACUCUACGCUCUCAGGCAAGCGUUAGACCACUGGAAGCACUACUUGCUUGGGAGGCACUUUAAAGUCUACUCAGACCACGAAACAUUGAGAUGGUUAAAGACGCAGGCCAAGAUGACACCUAAGCUUACCAGGUGGGCCGCCGAGAUAGAUCAGUAUGACUUUGAGCUCAAGCCUGUCAAAGGGAAGUACAACGUAGUUGCGGACGCUCUGAGUAGGAGGGCAGAUUACUUUGGGGCGAUAGUGCGUUAUCUCGAUAUAGGGAAGGACCUGCAGCAGAAGGUUAGAGAGGCCUACGCGCAGGACCCUAUCUAUAGUGACCUCCUUAAGAAAGUUAAAGAGGCCCCAGAGACCGAGCCAAACUACCGCACUACUGAAGGGUUGCUCUUCGAGAAGACCAAUGUGUUUGACCGCCUGUGCAUUCCCAGUAGUGAAGAGAUUCGUAGCCUGAUUUUGGGGGAAUGCCACGACACAGAGGGUCAUUUCGGUUGGCAAAAGACUUUAUCCAAUCUGAUGCGCGCGUAUACCUGGCCCGGGAUGAAGAAUGACUGCGUAGAGUAUGUUCGCAGUUGUAAGGUUUGCCAGCGUAACAAGAGUAGCACGCGAGCGCCGUUAGGUCUUCUCAGGCCCUUACCGAUUCCAGACCAGCCAGGAGACUCCGUGUCCAUAGAUUUCAUGGACACUCAAGUCAAGAGUAGGCAUGGCAAGAGCCAAGUUAUGGUCAUAGUUGACCGUUUCAGUAAGUACGCAGUUUUUGUUCCUUUGCCUUCAGAGGCACGUACUGAUUUAGUCAUACAAAGAUUCUUUGACUGUUGGGUGAGCGAGUAUGGAAUCCCACUGUCUAUAGUUAGCGAUAGGGAUAGUCGCUUUACUAGCCAGAACCGGCAAGAGCUCAUGGGAGUAUAUGGAUCUAAGUUGUUGAUGUCGCCCGGCCGUCAUCCAGAGACUAACGGUCAGACAGAGCAAACGAACAAGAUCCUACAGCAAGUUCUGCGCAUGUAUAUUAGGCCAGAUCAGAUUAACUGGGACGAGAUGUUGCCCAAAGUAGCUAUUGCGUACAAUAACAACGUGCAUCUGUCUACAUGCCGCACUCCCAACGAACUGCACAAGUCCUUUAGACCGCGCAGACCAUUUGAGGGACUCAACCGGGACCAGAUCCACAGAUUGCCAUCCGGGACCAGAUCCACAGAUUGCCAUCCGGGACCAGAUCCACAGAUUGCCAUCCGGGACCAGGGAGUUUGCUGUACAGCACGAGAAAGAACUAGCUACUGUCGUAGAGAACCUCAGGAAAGCCCAGCAUAAGAUGAUAGAGCAGGCGAAUAAACAUCGUCGCCCUUC
This is a messenger RNA of Chara braunii, 2879 nucleotides long. The record is from the annotation of a GenBank genome assembly. Lineage: Eukaryota; Viridiplantae; Streptophyta; Charophyceae; Charales; Characeae.